AACGCCGCCGCUUUUCUCAAGCCGCACCGCUAAAUCUCCAAUAGUCCAAUCCUCUCCUCCUCGCUCCACUCGCGAGGGGCUUCGUGGUUCCACCGAUGCUCGAGCCGCAGCGCAUGCUCCGCGACGCCAGCGGCGAGCCCCCCGCCGCCGUGACCGAACCGCUCCUCGCGCACCCGCCGCAGCCCGAGCCCUCGCCGGCGGUAGGGGUCUCGCCGGAGAUAACGGACGAGGAGAUCGAGGCCGCCUCCGCCGCCUUCCGCCGCAUCUGCCUCGAGUCCGAGUCCGAGCCUGGUGAUGAGCUGAUAUCUCCCUGUAUGUGCAAGGGGACGCAGCAGUUCGUGCACCGCUCCUGCUUAGACCAUUGGAGAUCUGUUAAGGAAGGAACUGCCUUUUCACACUGCACAACAUGCAAGGCGCGAUUCCAUCUGCGGAUUGAAUUUCUGGAGGACGACAUGUGUCGUAGAAUGAAGUUCCGAUUGUUUGUUGCUAGAGAUGUCCUCCUUGUAUUCCUUGCUAUACAAGCUGCCAUCGCUGCCAUAGGUGGUAUGGCAUAUUUGUUGGAUAAAGAUGGAAAAUUCAGAAAUAGCUUUGCUGAUGAUUGGGAUCAGUUUCUGUCAAAGCAUCCGGUUCCCUUUUAUUACUGUGUUGGUGUGAUGGUGUUCUUUGUACUGGUUGGAUUUUUUGGGCUAAUAGUACACUGUUCGUCUUUCAACAAUAAUGAUCCGUGCUUGGCUGGAUGCCGUAAUUGUUGCUAUGGGUGGGGUAUACUGGACUGCUUCCCAGCUUCAAUGGAAGCUUGUUUUGCUUUUGUUGUCAUCUUUGUUAUUAUUUUUGCCAUCCUUGGAAUUGCAUAUGGCUUCUUUGCUGCAACUGUGGCCAUCCAGAGGAUCUGGCAGCGGCACUAUCACAUACUCACCAAGAAGGAGCUGACAAAGGAAUAUGUCGUGGAGGAUCUUCAAGGUGGUUACACACCGCCAAAGAUGGAUCCAGAGCACGAGCAGCGUCUGAAGAUGUUGCAGCUCAUGUAGCUUCCACUUUUGCAAAUAUUGCACGGAGAUAUCUUUUUGGUGCAUUUAGAACAUUAGCAUGAUGUACAGUGUUGAUAAACAUAUGUUCCACCCGCAAGUCCGUGUUCUGAAAUAUAAAUAGAACCGUGGUUGAAGAUCUCUUGCUGGGGGAAGAGCAUGCACCCCUAGUUAAGUGGGGGAUUUAACAUGCACCUCUUGUUCAUUUAAGAGAAUCACUUUCACAAAAUCAUGUUGGGAGCUGAAAA
Messenger RNA from Phragmites australis (common reed), 1273 nucleotides. RefSeq lists its product as uncharacterized. Gene Ontology annotation, molecular function: zinc ion binding. The transcript has 6 exons. The record is from RefSeq and is a predicted model, not a curated record. The coding region runs from base 96 to 1028 and encodes 310 amino acids. NCBI's taxonomy places the organism in Eukaryota, Viridiplantae, Streptophyta, Magnoliopsida, Poales, Poaceae.